AUGACCAAACUGACCCUCAUCGUUGCUGCAACACUCACAAAUGGUAUCGGCCAGAAUUCACGUCUCCCAUGGCGGCUAUCCAAAGAGAUGCGAUACUUUGCGCGGGUCACAUCAAACGCGCCCGAAGGCAGCGCGAACGCGGUGCUCAUGGGCAAAAAUACAUGGGAGAGCAUCCCGACAAAGUUCAGACCCCUAUCGAAGCGCAUAAACGUCGUGAUAAGUAGCAAUAAGCGAUACGAGCUAAUGCCAGUGGACGCACCCACCCCACCAGCACCUGUCUACUUGCACUCCUCUCUAGAAACCGCGUUGGACAGGCUAUCACAUCCAGAGAAACUGCAUAUUUCCAUACACCGAUCAUUCGUCAUCGGCGGUGCGGCAUUAUAUCGUGACACGCUGCAUCUCCCGCCGUCUUCAGAGUCGUUCGUGGACCGCAUCCUGCUCACACGCAUACUGUCCCCGGCCUUUGAAGAAUGCGAUGUAUACAUGCCGGACUUCCGGGCGAUGGAGGAAGCAAACACAGAAACGGCCCGGUGGAGGAAAGCAUCGCACAAGGAGCUGCAGGAUUGGGUAGGGUUCGAGGUGCCGGAGGGAGUACAGGAGGAAAAUGGAAUACAGUAUGAGUUUCAGAUGUGGGUACGCUGAACCCCUUCCAAUCUAUUCCGCGUAAGUGUCAGCGACCGCAUCCCACAGUCGUAAGUUUUGUGGUCUUGCGGGAAGGUGAAUAGUCGCCACUAGCAGAACCGUCAUCCUUGUCGCUGCUUAUGCUUCGGAUUCUUAGAACAUAUGAUGUAGAUCCUGCCCUUGCGCUUGACGACGGAGCACCCAUCGCACAUCCGCUUCACAGACGACCGGACCUUCAUCCCUCUCGCCAACAUUGGUGUCGCCUGCAUGGUUGCAGGGAUUAAUAAAUGCGCGUGAUUGUGCACAUGAGGACCGGCGGACGCCCGAAGACGUGAAAGCAAAGGCCUGCUGGAGGAUAGGAGUGCGCGAAACAUGUUGGGCGUCGAG
Molecule: messenger RNA, 1008 nt
Organism: Laetiporus sulphureus 93-53
Lineage: Eukaryota; Fungi; Basidiomycota; Agaricomycetes; Polyporales; Laetiporaceae
Product: dihydrofolate reductase
Exons: 3
Coding region: 1-642 (213 amino acids)
Biological process (GO): dihydrofolate metabolic process; glycine biosynthetic process; tetrahydrofolate biosynthetic process
Cellular component (GO): mitochondrion
Molecular function (GO): dihydrofolate reductase activity; NADP binding
Source: RefSeq, a predicted model, not a curated record